UUCAAGUUCGCAGGACGUCACGUCCGCACUUGAACUUGCAGCUCAGGGGGGCUCUUUUUUUUGCCAUUUUUUCAUCUCUCUCUUUUCAAAAAAGCCAUGACGGCUAUCCCACAAUUCGUCGUCUCUGCGCCAUCUUUGCAUUAUUUCUAAUUUAUUUCGGAUGUCAAAGGCAUUGAUGAAGAUAUUUUCACUGGAGUCUCCCUUCUAACCCGGCUCUCCCGAUGUGAACCGAGCUAAAAGCCACCACCAACCACCAUGUCUCGCCGUAAGCAAGGCAAGCCCCAGCACUUAAGCAAACGGGAGUUUUCGCCCGAUCCGUUCACAGCCAUUCUCCCGGAGGACCGAUCGGAGCAUAGGGGGCUGGCUUCCCCGGACGGGGACCAGGACCUGCUCACGUGCGGCCAGUGCCAGGCCAACUUCCUCCUGGGGGACAUCCUGCUGUUUAUCGAGCACAAGCGCAGGCAGUGCCAUGGAGGCCCGUGCCUGGACAAGGCUAUGGAUACGCCCCCGUCGCCCGCCCUGCCCCCCCUGCCCCCGGGCCAGCGCCGCGCCUCCAACCCCGUGGAGGUGGGGGUGCAGGUCACGCCCGAGGAGGACGACUGCCUGUCCACGUCUUCCCGGGGGGUCUGCCCCAAACAGGAGCACGUCGCAGGUAAGGACGAGCCCAGCAGCUACACCUGCACCACCUGCAAGCAGCCGUUCGGCAGCGCCUGGUUCCUGCUGCAGCACGCGCAGAACACGCACGGCUUCCGCAUCUACCUGGAGAGCGAGCACGGCAGCCCGCUGACGCCCCGCGUGGGCCCGCCGCCCGGCCUGGGCGCGGACUGCGCCUCCCAGCAGCCCCCGCUGCACGGGCUGCACCUCGCCGACGGCGGGCCCUUCAGCCUGCUGCGGAUCCCGGGCUCGGCGUCCGGCCGCGAGGGGGGCCGGUACCCCCCCACCCCGCCCCUGUUCAGCCCCCCGCCCCGCCACCACCUCAGCCCCGAGGACCUGGCGCUGGCCUCCCACCACCACCCGAGUGCCUUCGACAGGGUGCUGCGGCUCAACCCCCUGCCCCUCGACCCCCCCGCCAUGGACUUCUCCCGGAGGCUGCGCGAGCUGGCGGGCAACCCCUCCGCCGGGGGGGGCGCGUCCCCCCCCCUCUCGCCCCCCGGCCCUAUGCAACGGCUGCUGCAACCAUUCCAGCCAGCGGGAGGCAAGCCGCCCUUCCUGGCCACGCCCCCUCUCCUGCCCGCCGCCCAAUCGCCGUCCGCCGGCUCCCAGUCCACGCCCAAUAAGCAGCAGCAGCAGCAGCAGCAGCCGCAGUCGGCGAGCCAGUCGCUGAAGAGCAAGUCGUGCGAGUUCUGCGGGAAGUCCUUCAAGUUCCAGAGCAACCUGAUCGUCCACCGGCGGAGCCACACCGGCGAGAAGCCCUACAAGUGCCACCUGUGCGACCACGCCUGCACCCAGGCCAGCAAGCUGAAGCGCCACAUGAAGACCCACCUGCACAAGUCCUCGCCCGGCACGGUCCGGUCCGAGGACGGGCUGUCGGCCGCCAGCUCCCCCGAGCCGGGCACCAGCGACCUGCUGGGCAGCGCCACCAACGCCCUCAAGUCCGUGGUGGCCAAGUUCAAGAGCGAGAACAACUGCAUGCUGCCCGAGAACGGCGAGGAGGAGGAGGAGGAGGAGGAAGAGGAGGAGGAGGAAGAGGAGGAAGAGGAGGAGGAGGAGGAGGAAGAGGAGGAGGAGGAAGAGGAGGAGCUGGAGAGCGAGGGCGGCAGGAACGACUACCGCUUCAGCCUGAGCCUGGAGGCCGCCCGGCACCACGAGAACAACGGCGCGGGGCGCCUGGGCGGGGCGGAGGACGGCGUGCCCCGCUCGCUCCCGGAGGGCGUGCAGGGGAUGGGCCUGGCGGCCAGCAUGCAGCACUACAGCGAGGCCUUCGCCCAGCACAAGAGGGGCGUCCUGCGGGCCGAGAGGGAGCCGUCCCGGGACAUGUGCGACGACGACUCGCGUUCGGACCGCGCCGACGAGGGCUCGGCCGUCAACGGGCGCGGCUCGUCCCCCAGCGAGUCCGCCUCGGUCGGCCUGUCCAAGAAGCUCCUCCUGGGCAGCCCCAGCUCGCUCAGCCCCUUCUCCAAGCGCAUCAAGACGGAGAAGGACUUCGACCUGCCCACGCCCACCAUCCCCAACACGGACAACGUCUACUCCCAGUGGCUGGCGGGCUACGCGGCGUCCCGCCAGCUCAAGGAGCCCUUCCUGAGCUUCGGGGACUCCCGACAAUCGCCCUUCGCCUCGUCCUCGGAGCACUCGUCGGAGAACGGGAGCCUGCGCUUCUCCACGCCGCCGGGCGAGCUGGACGGCGGGGUGUCGGGCCGCAGCGGGACGGGGAGCGGGGGCUCCACGCCGCACCUGGGCGGGCGGCCCAGCUCCAAGGACGGCCGGCGGAGCGACACCUGCGAGUUCUGCGGCAAGGUGUUCAAGAACUGCAGCAACCUGACGGUGCACCGGCGCUCCCACACGGGCGAGCGGCCCUACAAGUGCGAGCUGUGCAACUACGCCUGCGCCCAGAGCAGCAAGCUCACCCGCCACAUGAAGACGCACGGCCAGAUGGGCAAGGACGUUUACAAGUGCGAGAUCUGCCAGAUGCCUUUUAGCGUGUACAGCACCCUGGAGAAACACAUGAAAAAGUGGCACAACGACCGCGUUCUGAGUAGCGACAUUAAGACCGAGUAGAAGGAGCU
Molecule: messenger RNA, 2723 nt
Organism: Conger conger (European conger)
Lineage: Eukaryota; Metazoa; Chordata; Actinopteri; Anguilliformes; Congridae
Product: B-cell lymphoma/leukemia 11A-like
Exons: 3
Coding region: 256-2715 (819 amino acids)
Biological process (GO): negative regulation of dendrite development; regulation of transcription by RNA polymerase II
Cellular component (GO): nucleus
Molecular function (GO): RNA polymerase II cis-regulatory region sequence-specific DNA binding; DNA-binding transcription factor activity
Source: RefSeq, a predicted model, not a curated record